This is a messenger RNA of Nerophis lumbriciformis (worm pipefish), 744 nucleotides long. The record is from RefSeq and is a predicted model, not a curated record. Lineage: Eukaryota; Metazoa; Chordata; Actinopteri; Syngnathiformes; Syngnathidae.
AUGACCCAGACCAGAAAGCCCCGUAAAACCAGCACUCGCGGUCAAACGGCGCUGGUGGUGGCUACACUCGGCAAAAAAAUUGCUUCGGCACAGAUCAAGCCCGGCGAAACGUUGCCGGUAGAACAAGACCUGGCCGAAAGCCUGAACGUGGGUCGCAAUUCGCUGCGCGAAGCCAUCAAGAUCCUGUCAGCCAAAGGAAUGAUAUCCACCGCACCUCGCAGCGGGACCAAAGUGCGCCCGCCGGAAGACUGGAACAUGCUGGACCCAGACCUUCUGUCAUGGCAUGCAGACCCAAAGAUCGCUACGCCUGAAUUUAUGCUGGCGCUAGUGGAGACGCGGCGAAUCAUCGAGCCUGAAGCCAGUCGCCUGGCUGCUUCACGAGCAACCCGGGACGACGUUGCGCAAAUCCUCGCCGCCUAUGAACUGAUGGAACAGGGACAUGGAUCUGAAGUCGACCUGGAGGCAGACAUUCAAUUUCACACCACAAUCCUCACCGCAACCCAUAAUCCGUUUCUGGCAAAUUUUCGACACUGUGUCAUUACCUUUCUUAACGCCCACUUCCGGUACGCUGAUGCUGACAUCAUGACCACGGCCGGCAAUCUGGCCAUGCACAAGAAAAUCGCCUGGGCUAUUGCUGCCGGCAAACAACAGGAAGCGUUCGACGCAACCGCGGAGUUGCUGGAGAUUAAUCGCGAGAAAAUUGAGAACGCACUGGCGACCUCUACUCGCGAUGAAAAAUCCUAA